Molecule: messenger RNA, 1024 nt
Organism: Phlebotomus argentipes
Lineage: Eukaryota; Metazoa; Arthropoda; Insecta; Diptera; Psychodidae
Gene: Nse4
Exons: 2
Coding region: 68-1024 (318 amino acids)
Biological process (GO): DNA repair
Cellular component (GO): Smc5-Smc6 complex; nucleus
Source: RefSeq, a predicted model, not a curated record
CAACACCAAUUGUAAGGCGUCCGUGCGGUUGUCUGAUUUUCGCUCCAAUCUACGAUUCUCUUUUUCAAUGCAAACUCAAGGAAAUCGACGUUCAGUCAUGGAAAGCAUUACUGAUCAAGCUCGCCGGCGGCAGAAGUACCAGAAAUUGCUGGAGACUGCCAAUGAGAUAAAUGAGACCAUGGAAGGAUCAGAGCUGCUGGAUGUAAUAACGAGGGUGCAGAAGCUCAUGCGCCAGGGCAAUGAGGUGUGGAAUGAGCAGGGUGAUGAUGAUAAGGACAGGACCGCUGCGGAAGUUGCCAUGGAUCUGCAAGUGUUUAAAGUGAGCAACGAAAUCAUAGCCAAAUCGCUGAAGACCAAAGGACUGUCGCAGUUCAAUGAGAAUGAGUUCACGAAUGCCCUGAAGGAGUUACUUAUAGACUCGAAUGGUGUGUGGUACUGGAACAGAUUGGCUCCCGUGUGGGGAAAGCAGAUGAAGGUGGCAUCCAAUGCAGCAAUUCCUCUGCUGGGCACUUUCGGAGAGAUUCCCGCUGAGCAGGAGAAAGUAGUGAAAGAGCGCGCCAAGCGCAAGAGAAACAUAAUGACUGAAGAGAAGAAGCCAGAGAAUAUAGACAAGCUGCAGCAGACAACAAAGGGUGGCCAGAGAGUUAAUGAAGUAAUGAGGCAAAUUACGAAGAUCUACAACGAGCGAGGACGCAAAGAGAUUCCCUAUUUUGAGCUCGUUUGCGAUCCUGAAAACUUCGUAAAGUCCGUGGAGAACGCAUUCCAGGUAUCCUUCCUCUGUCGCGAAGGCCUCCUGGACAUAAUAGACGACGAAGAUGAGGAGGGAUACGCAUAUGUGAAGCCGAUGGCUAAGAAGAACGACUCUCAGAUCGUUACGGAAACCACCCAGGCCAUUAGCUCGCUCACCCACGACGUGUGGAAGCAGUCCAUCGGCAAGUACAAUAUUAAGAAGUCUCUCCUCGCCGAUGUUAUUGAGUCCAACACGCCUGGGACUUCCCAAUCCAAGGUUUCCAGGCUGCACUAG